AUGGAGUGUACAACCCCGAGCGCGGCCUUCCGCAGCUCCUACCACCUGCGCCGGCACGUGCUCAUCCACACGGGCGAGCGGCCCUUCCAGUGCGGCCAGUGCCACAUGGGCUUCAUCCAGAAGUACCUGCUGCAGCGGCACGAGAAGAUCCACAGCCGCGAGAAGCCCUUCGGCUGCGACCAGUGCAGCAUGAAGUUCAUCCAGAAGUACCACAUGGAGCGGCACAAGCGCACGCACAGCGGCGAGAAGCCCUACAAGUGCGACACCUGCCAGCAGUUCUUCUCCCGGACCGACCGGCUGCUCAAGCACCGGCGCACCUGCCUGCAGACCUACUCGGUGGAGAUGCCCGCCAUGUCGCCCGGCGGGGGCAUGAUGGGCGGCGGCGGCCUCGACGAGCUCCAGAAAAGGGUGCCAAAGCUCAUCUUCAAGAAAGGAAGCAGGAAGAACACAGACAAAAGCUACCUGAACUGCGGCAAGCAGGGCCCGAUGAACAGCAAUUACGACGAUGCCAUGCAGUUCUCCAAGAAAAGGAGAUACCUGCCCACCGCCACCAGCAACAGUGCCUUCUCGAUCAACGUGGGCCACAUGGUCUCCCAGCCGUCCGUCAUCCAGGCCGCCGGGGUCAGCGUCCUGGAGAGCGAGGCCCCGCUGUCGCUGAUCGACUCCUCCGCGCUGAACGCGGACAUCAAGUCCUGCCACGACAAGUCCGGCAUUCCUGACGAGGUCCUGCAGAGCAUCUUGGAUCAGUACUCCAGCAAGUCGGAGAGCCAGAAGGAGGACCCUUUCAGCAUCGCCGAGCCGCGCGUGGAUUUACACGCCUCAGGAGAGCACUCGGAGCUGGUGCCCGAGGGGAGCCUGAGCCCCGGCACCCAGACCCCCUCCAGCGACAAGGCCAUGGUGUUGCAGGAAUACUCCAAAUACCUCCAGCAGGCGUUCGAGAAAUCCACCAACGCAGGUUUCGCGCUCGGACACGGUUUCCAGUUCGUCAGUCUGUCCUCACCUCUCCACAACCACACGUUGUUCCCGGAAAAACAGAUUUACACUACGUCUCCCUUGGAGUGUGGUUUCGGCCAGUCUGUUACCUCAGUGUUGCCAUCUUCGUUGCCAAAGCCUCCUUUUGGGAUGUUGUUCGGAUCGCAGCCGGGUCUGUACCUGUCUGCUCUGGAUGCCACCCACCAGCAGUUGACCCCUUCCCAGGAGCUGGACGAUCUGAUCGACUCUCAGAAGAAUCUAGAGACUUCCUCGGCCUUCCAGUCCUCAUCUCAGAAACUGCCGAGCCAGAAGGAGCAGCAGAAAAACUUGGAGUCCUCCACCAGCUUUCAGAUGCCAUCUCAGGAGUUAGCGAGCCAGAUGGACCCUCCGAAGGACAUCGAGCCUCGAGCAACGUACCAGAUCGAGAACUUUGCACAGGCGUUCGGUUCUCAGUUCAAGUCGGGCAGCAGGGUGCCAAUGACCUUUGUCAGUAACUCUAACGGCGAAGUGGACCACAGAGUCAGGACUUCGGUGUCAGAUUUCUCAGGGUACACAAACAUGAUGUCCGAUGUGAGUGAGCCAUGUAGUACACGAGUAAAGACGCCCACCAGCCAGAGCUACAGGUAAGCCCCCAGGUGACAGGCUGGCGGUCGAAGGAUGCGGUUUCUGUUUCGUUCUGAGAACACUGCCAUUGGAAUGUUUGUACACGAUCCUCUUAAGAAUAAUGUAAUGCCCUUUCAAUGCAACUUUUCAUAUUUAGUUUAUUUUGUUAGUGUGAUUUUAGCUCUGUUUCUAUUAUGAUUUUUAAUCGAAAUCAAUAGAUUAAAAAUAGUUUGACAUUCAAAGUGACAAUGUUUAGCAAUCAAAUUUACAUGUAUAGAUCGUCAGGGAAUAGCCCAAAAGUUUUAAAUGCAAAAAAAAAAAAAAAGAAAAAAGAAUGGAAAAAAAAGAAAAAAAACUAUGUAAAAAUACAAAACAAAAAAACUUUGUUGCUAGGAUUAAGGUUAUUCUAAUUGCUUUACUCUCAGGAAAGUGUAAUAACGCAUGGGAAUUCUGUACGCUAUCACUGUAAUGGGAUAUCCAGUUUACAGAUGAUAUGGUAUACGUUUCACCAUUUCAGUAAGGGAUCGAAAACAUUUCAAAUUGCUCUGUCUGGGCUGAUAGGAUUUACAUUUCAUCGUUUGAGUAAGGGAUCGAAACAUUUCAAAUUGCUGUCUCCAUCUGGGCUGAUGCGAAGUUCGAGAUGUGGGCGACCCGUGUUCUGUGGCGGCUUCUUACUGUGCCCUGAGCUUCCCGACCACGUCCAUCCCAGCCGGGCAGGACGGAUUCUGGGACCUUUGAUCAAAGCCUGGGAUGAUAGCUUUAAUUAAAGAAGAAAUAAUCUUUAAAAAGCACCCUCUCCUUGCCCCACGUGUGACCAGGCUGCGGUUCCAUGAGGAGUCAGUCAGCUGACGUCUGGCCAGUGUUGAAGCCCGAGUCGGGUGCCAGUGUUAGGACCCACGUUGGAAUUACAUAGUUUGAAACGGGGGGUGUGUGUUGUUGUUCUGCGCAGCCGAGAGGCACUGUCCUCUUGUCUGGUACACGUCACCCACACUUCUGGGUGCUUGUGUUUUUGUUUUUUUUCUCCUUCUGAACCUACGCUCUUUCUAAGAGUUCUGGGCCUUGUCUUGACAGUUUCAAUUUUAGAAUGAGUUACAUUCCAAUAAGCAUCUUACAUGCCUAUGGCAUCCAAAUACUAAACAAUAAGAUGAACACCUGCCACUCCCCACCUUGAACAACAACAACAACAGAACCCCGUCUAGAUUUUCACGUGUCAGAACGCCCCACGCACUCGGAGCUGGAGAGGUGACGAAGGUGUGUAAUUCCAGCUGGUGCCAUAGCUCACGGGAGGGGGGGUAGGGGUGGGCCUGCCUUUCGUAGUGACCUCAGAGCCUCUUGGUGGAGCCGCAGCCUGGUCGCACGGUGCACGGGGCGCCCGUCAGUAUUGUGCCGGGGCCGUUCGCAGUCACCCGAGCCAGCUCCCAGCCCCGAUUGCCGUUCGCAGCUGCUGGCGACGGUGGCUGUGCUCCGAACCACUUUUUAGCCAUUGUAUUUUCCUCCUGAUGAUAUUUUUUAAUGGACUUGGGUGUUUGCGCUGAUGAGUUUUUAUGUACUUUUGGGGAUGUCUCAGUCUUACGUCCUCCGCUGACGUCAGGAAAGUACCACUGUUUGUUUGCAGUCUGAUUGUGUAACCAGCCUCACGGCGUCCGUGUGUGAUACAGUCAUUAAUUCUGUGCGAGUGUAAAACACUUCUGUUAUGAAAGCAGUGUUUGGGAAAUAAGAAAUUAUUAAAAUGGUUACAAAAUACUAGUUAAUUUCCUCCCCACACUUUUCCUCCCUGAGGUGUUGCUUUUGCCAGCUGAAGGCUCACCUGCCUGUCACCGCAGGAUUCUUAGACAAUGUGUUUAACCCUCUUACAUACACUUGGUUCUAAAGUCUGUAUUUCUUACCUGGGGAACGCGGUUGAGUUCUGCGGGGUGCAGAGUGCGAGCUGUGAGGAGGACGGAGAGGACCUUCCCACUGUAUCUGAAGAUGUAUGGUCCCCCGUGUUUUGUUUUAUACAGGUUUUGGAUUUCUCUAACUUUUAUUGUGUGUACUGAAACUGCAUAUGUAUUAUUCUGAUUGUUUGCUCUAGUUUACUACCAAUAAAAGAACCGUUAAUCACAAAAUUGCAAA
Messenger RNA from Myotis brandtii (Brandt's bat), 3687 nucleotides. RefSeq names its product zinc finger protein 281 (gene ZNF281). The record is from RefSeq and is a predicted model, not a curated record. The transcript has 3 exons. Gene Ontology annotation, biological process: regulation of transcription by RNA polymerase II. The coding region runs from base 1 to 1599 and encodes 532 amino acids. Gene Ontology annotation, cellular component: nucleus. NCBI's taxonomy places the organism in Eukaryota, Metazoa, Chordata, Mammalia, Chiroptera, Vespertilionidae. Gene Ontology annotation, molecular function: DNA-binding transcription factor activity, RNA polymerase II-specific; RNA polymerase II cis-regulatory region sequence-specific DNA binding.